AUGGGUAAAGUAGAUCUCAUAAAUUUUCCAGACGAUCUCUUCUGUUCUCAGAUUUUAACGAGACUCCCACUGAAAGAAGCAGUUCGCUUUUCUGCUGUUUCUCGGAAAUGGUGUAGAGCUUGGACUCGGUUACCUCAUCUUAACUUUUCCCAUGAGUUUUUAAAUUCUAUUUGCGCUACCCUUGCAAAGAUAAAGGCAGUAUUUGAAUUAACUCGCCAAGAAAUGGCUAUAGGCUUAAUUAACAAGAUUCUUAUGCAGUGUGUUGGCCUUGAAACUUUUGAGCUUUACAAUUGUGAUGAGUGUAAAAGUAGCAUUCAUAAGUGGCUUUUGUGGAUUUCUGUAGCAGGUGUGAAAUGCAUAAAUUUAGCAUGUAAUAGAAUUCGGAUGGAGGUUUCAGAGUCUAUCUUUUCAUGUGUGACCCUUACGUCUCUGUCUCUCGAAUAUUUGAAGAUGACAAAGGUGCCUCCACUAUUUCAGGGUUUCCCUCAGCUUGUAACAUGUGAGUUUCAACGAGUUGAGCUAAGUGAGCAAGCAUUUGAGGUGAUUUUAAAAUUAUGUCAUCUUCUUCAAAGUUUGACAGUAAUCCAUUGCGUAUUGCCUUCAACUUUGAGAAUAAUAUCCUCCAGUCUUAAGAGACUUGUUAUUCGUCAUACGGAUGGUGAAAUCUGUUCAAUGGAAGCAAAUUGCCCGAGAUUAGAAAUCAUUAAAAUUAUUGGCUUCCAUAGCUGGAGGAUGGCGAACGUUUAUUUGCAUUUAUGUGUCCAUUUGGAAACUAAGGUUUUACUUCUCAAGUAUUUUGAAACAGUAAAAUUGUUGAAGAAAACUACCUGUCUCCAUGCUGCAAGCUUCAGUUGUGUCAAGGAUCUAGCAGACUCGACCCUAACACUACCAAAUUUGAAGACAUUUAUUCUGAAUAUGAGAAGCUCUGAUAGAAAUGCUGUUUUGUGGUUUUCUUGCGUUUUGAAAAGCGCUCCUCUUGAAAACAGUCACAAUCAGCAUCGGUCACAGCCAAGCUCUUAA
Messenger RNA from Cryptomeria japonica (Japanese cedar), 1020 nucleotides. RefSeq names its product FBD-associated F-box protein At5g44490-like. The transcript is spliced from 2 exons. Gene Ontology annotation, molecular function: protein binding. The coding region runs from base 1 to 1020 and encodes 339 amino acids. NCBI's taxonomy places the organism in Eukaryota, Viridiplantae, Streptophyta, Pinopsida, Cupressales, Cupressaceae. The record is from RefSeq and is a predicted model, not a curated record.